Molecule: messenger RNA, 4686 nt
Organism: Varroa destructor (honeybee mite)
Lineage: Eukaryota; Metazoa; Arthropoda; Arachnida; Mesostigmata; Varroidae
Gene: app
Product: Palmitoyltransferase app
Biological process (GO): peptidyl-L-cysteine S-palmitoylation; protein targeting to membrane
Cellular component (GO): Golgi apparatus; endoplasmic reticulum
Molecular function (GO): protein-cysteine S-palmitoyltransferase activity
Source: RefSeq, a predicted model, not a curated record
CUAGUUAGCGCGCUCGUACAAUGAGACAGAUCGGGACACCCCCGCUAAUGCGUCCACACGACUCGGAUACGACGGGCGGCGGCCAGCGGGGCCACGGAGGGGCUUCCGGAGGCCGUGGUGGUGGAGGAUACGGACACCCACCUCAAAAAAGUGGACGACGUCAGAAACGCUACGAAGUGUUCCCCGGAAGGAAUAAAUUUUUCUGUGAUGGCCGUCUCAUGAUGGCCAAACAAACUCAUGUCUUCUUAUUUACGUGCACCCUCAUCAUCGGCACGUGUACACUAUUCUUCGUUUUCGACUGCCCGUACCUGUUCACGAAUAUCGGUCGAUGGAUCCCUGCAGUGGCGGGGGGUCUAUUUAUAUUUGUAAUGCUCUCGUUGUUUAGGACGUCAUUCUCUGAUCCGGGGGUGAUACCCAGGGCCACACCUGAAGAAGCUGCCCACAUCGAGAAACAGAUAGAAGUGCCAAAUGGCGAAAAUUCGGCCGCACUACGUCCACCGCCACGAACGAAAGAAGUCACAAUUCAUGGACAGACCGUCAAGCUCAAAUACUGCUUUACCUGCAGAAUUUUCAGGCCGCCAAGGGCUUCGCACUGCAGCCUGUGUGAUAACUGUGUCGAUCGCUUCGAUCAUCAUUGCCCAUGGGUGGGGAACUGUGUCGGCCGACGUAAUUACCGCUACUUCUACCUGUUCAUCGUAUCAUUAGCCGCGCUUUGCAUCUUCAUCUUUGCGUGCGUCAUAACACGGCUGGUUUUCGAAGCGCGAACAAAGGAGUCUCUACCCGACACACUACGGGACAACCCCGCAUCAUGUAUCGAAUGCGUCGUCUGCUUCUUCUCACUGUGGAGCAUUCUAGGCCUGGCUGGCUUCCACACUUAUCUAACAACAGCUAACCAAACAACCAACGAGGAUAUCAAAGGAUCAUUCUCAUCUCGCCGGGGGGCAGACGUUCGCAAUCCGUAUUCGCAGGGGUCUUGUAUAGCCAACUGUGCUGGUGUGCUGUGUGCGCCUAUACCUCCAUCGUUAAUUGCUCGAAGAAGUUACGUUGAUAGUGGGUCAAGGAUUACAACCAUCCGACCCUUUAGCACUGUGCAUGCCAGCUCGAAGAAUGGAUCGCAGCAUAAUUUAGCCGGAGGUCAGCAGGUCGCUGCUGGAGGCAUCCCUCUAAGCCAGCUGGACAGGGUUGAGAGAAUGGUUAGUGGUGAUGGCCGAGGAGGCGGUGGAAACAACGGGGGCCACGGGCUCGGUAAUCUUGCCAUGUCAACGGGACAACCAGAUGGAUUAGGACCUGCCGAUAGUCGACAUCUCGUUGCUCACAUAGGCCAUCCUGGACACCAAAGUCGUGCCACAUCGGCCCCGCCUGCCACGUGGAAUCCACAUCUUAAUUCACAGCAGCAGCAGCAGCAGCAGCAUCAACAGCUGCAUCGACAACAACAGCAGUUUCGUGGUCACGAUCGAGCGGGUACUCUCCCAGCUCAACAUAUACAAGGCCGUAGUACGGGUCAUAACCCUGUACCGGUAGCCGUGGUCCCACCGCACCGUUCGUCGCACAUGGCCAAUCAGAGCGGAUCUGGUGCUGCUGGAAGUGGAGGCGGCGGUCCUGGGAGUCAUAUGAGCUCCCAUGAGCAUGUUCUCGCUCACACGCAGCAGCAUCAAAUGGUAGCGCCAACGGGUUUCUAUCAUGCUACACCCCAUGUUGAUGGUUGUCCAGUGCAACAAGCGCAGCACCAGCACCAGCAGCAUCUGGCAGCCUCUCACCAGAAAAGCGCGGGAUUACCCCCAGCAAGGGUGAUCGCGUCGUCGAACGACUUUCCGUCAUCAAUACUUAAACAGUCGUCUGUAUAGCGUAAGGAGAGACAUUAGAGAUGUAGUGCAAAACGACAGCGAAAGUAGCAGUCGGGGCAAUGAAAGAUUCGCCAGCAGCAGCAUCAUGGUAAAAAGUACUGGUCGACAAACGCUGGUGGAAAUUGUUAUAUAGUAGACCGCUUCAACGAGAAAUGUUUCAUGAUAAUGAUGAGAAGAAAAAAGAGAAAUAAGCGGGCAAGUGAAAAACAACACGCUAAUGUUAGUAAUUAGCAAGAAGAGGUGAGAAAAUGUAUGUCGAUGUGCGGCCGAAAUGAUCAUACAUUUGCUAUCAGAAUUAGAAGGUACGGCCUUUGCGUGUCUGGAAAACACAACAUUCUAUGAAUAGCUUUAGAAUAUCCUCAAAUCAGGAUGUCAUAUCCUGCGUUCUCUUAUGGUGAUGAUAAGUAUAUUAGUAUUGAAGGCUUAUUCCACGAUUAAGAUCUAGCUGGCAUUGGGCAAUGACUAUAGAUAGCACCGUGUUAUAUUUGUAUUCUUUUGAUGUAGGACAGCUUCAAUCUAGAUGUUGUUUUUCCUCUCACUGGCAACCUAGACUUUCCGAUCGGGAGAUCCAUUUUCAUUUACUUAGCGCAGUGUGAUGUACCCUCAGGGGUUUCGCAGUUAAGUUGGAUAAGACUAUAUUUAAAUAACUUUGCACAUACCAGUGAAUGAGUGUAUAGUUCUAAUUUGUCACCAGGCCAAUGCCAUGCAAUCUUACUGCCCUUACGACAGUCCCGGGAUAACCCGAACUCGUGAAGCAAGGCCUAACUGAGUGAUAUGUGCAUGAUACCAAUGUUAACAGAUGGAUUCGUUGUAAUAUAGCGCUUCACAUUGCGUUGCUUCAUUCAAUACAUGAAUUUUCUGCUGUGUGGACAAAAGGAUGAAAGAAUGAAGAAAGGUGACACAAAUGUAUAUAUAUAUAUAUAUAUAUAAAUAUCUAAUAGUACUUGUAGCAGUAGUAACUGUAACUGAAAGCAGUGGGCUGUGACAGUGAUAGUUUCAUGAAUAUAACGGAAGGUGUAAUUACGCUCGCUAUUAUAUAUGGGUGUGACUAUUAACACAAAAGCAUGUCAUAUGAUGAAAAUUCACAGAAUCCUCAAUGAGACAGAACAGGCACGUUAACAAUAACGUUUAGAGACGGUAGAAGCUAUUGUGUCUUGGCCCGACGGACACAGUUCAUACUGCAUAAUGACAUUACGUUAUCUUAUUGAUAGAACGAAAAAUCUUAAGAUUAAAGCCAGUACAACAAUAGAAUUUUAGAUCUACAAUACGCUCUUAUGUUUCCUUGUGAAUUUCAUCAAGAUAGGAUAUAAGGAAUGAUUUUCUUUAUUUCCACAAAUGAGAAGGAAGAAUAUAAGCGACCGAGUGGGUACGAUGCCCAAUUAUAAUCGGUUGCUCAUUACUCGCCCUCUAAACGUUCAUAGUACUUAUAUCCAAAUAUAGACAUAACGGGCCAUCAAAAAUGCACUCCUUCAGUGGUAAGUCGUUGGAAAAGGGUCAGCAAUCCAAUGUACAUAUUAAAUAUAUACUGUAAAAUAUCGUAAGGGUCACGAGAGCAACACGAUGAAGACUGAAUGACCUGAGCCGUCGGGGGACUGGGGAAAGGGGGUGCGUUUUGUGAAUAAUUAUUUUUACCAUGGGCUUGGACAUUUUAGUCUCGAAUGGGCUUGGAGUCGACCCGUUCAAGUCCAGUUUGAACGAAAUCCUGCCAAUAUUUUAAGAGAGAUCCAGGAUAUGUGCUAUGUAAUAAUAUACAAAGACAUGUGUUAUGUGGCAAGUGCCACAAUCGAUAGGAUAACAACAUAUAAUAAUAACAAAGACAAAUCGUAACAAAUGAAUAAGUUAUCAGAAAUGAUUUUAAUCAAGUGUAAAGUAAUGAAAGUUUAGAACGAUAAGAAAUGCUGUGUAAAUAAAUAGUUCAUCAUAUUAAAUUGCUGAGUAUGAGAUGACUGUACGGUGGGGUUUUCAGAAUAAAAACGACUAUGGGGAAAAAUUCAUCGUAAAUUGACGUUUCUACUGGCUACGCAUAAGAAAAACGAUGUUAACAGCUGUUGAACGACUUUCACAUUGUGGAGCCAUUAAGAGUGCCCCAAAAUUAACCGAACUGUUCGAUCUAUCAUAGUGGCUUGAGACUUCACGAAUGAUUCCUCGUCAAAAACCAAUACUGAAAUCAACUAAAUACAAUCAACGACACGACUGCUUUGAUUCUACUGUUGAAGUUGUGUGACCCUCAUAUGGGCAACCACUUAUAUCGUGCCUACCAUAAACAUUCCUGGUCAAUAAAUGCUGAGUAAUGAGUUCAUUAUCGUGCUACAUUGCGACGAGAACGUAAUUUUGGGGUAGUCUCUCUGUGUAGUUUUACCUCAUUACGACGAUCGUAAAAUAAAUCAUUACGGCUACAACCUGCUCAUCAACGUGUAGAAUUCUCAAGCGAUAAUCGACGAAGUAGGAACUAAGGGACAGCAAAGCCAAUGAGAAAAGUCUGACUGACAAAAUGACGACGGAUAUUUAUUAUCGGAUGUGACCAUGCUGGAGGACAACUGUAACGGCUAUGAAAAUGGUGAUCAUGUUUUGUACAUAGAGAUGUCUUUCUUUUUUGAACACCGAAAAGCAAGCGUAGGGAAAUGACAUUUUAUGUAAACUAUAGAAUAAUACUAAGAUAAUGUUAUUAUCCGUUCAAAUUGGAAAGCACAUAAAAGCAACGGAAAAAUGAUAGGAUCGAUAUGGCAGUUCAGUUGGCUUCAGACCAUCCCUUGCCUUGACGCAAAAACAAAUUAAAUUGCAAUUGAGAACGGAUGAUGAAUGCGAGCAACGUACGAAUCAUAGUUAAUGUAACGGUCACUCC